GUAAGAGUAAACAUUUUUACUAUAUUCUUUCUGUAUAAAAUGGCAGAUUUGUUUGAGUUUUAAGCACACCACAUCUACAGAGCAAUAGACAAAUGUUCGUUAAGAGGUUAUCUUGUACAGUAUGCAACCAAAAAUGUUAUUAGUGGAUGUAUCUCGAAGGUACAUGAAACAAGCGGUGUUAUUACUAAUUUUCUGAAUAUGGGUGUAGUACUUAAAUCUAGUGUAAGAUCUCCAUUUUAUUAAAACUAAAUUAAUUUUGAAAAUGUCCGUUAAGUAUAAAGAAGGAUACAUCAACGUUGUGGAUGACAAAAAUGCUGAGGAUUUUAUAAACACUAUCGUUUCUGGCACUCAUAUUGACAGGCCACUCUUCGUGGGUGAUCUAAAUGAAAUUAUCUUUAAACAUGAGCUAUGGAAGAAAUUAACUCCAAGAAUGCAGCCAUACUAUGCUGUCAGAUGCAAUAAUUCAGAUACCGUUCUUCGAAUAAUGGCUAAACUGGGUGUAGGAUUUGUGUGCGUCUCUAAAACUGAACUCCAGCAAGUGCUGUCAAUAGGAGUUGAUCCUUCGCAAAUCAUUUUUGGCCGCACAAUAAAAUUUGUGAGUCACAUUCAAUUUGCGGUGGAUAACAAUAUUAAAUUAAUGACAUUUGAUAACAAGGAGGAGCUCCUGAAAAUUAAUAACAUCUGUCCGGACGCAAGAGUACUUAUUCACAUACGACAUGAUGUUAAAUUAAAGGCGCCAUUUCAAACCAAAUUUGGUUGUGAUCCAAACACGGAUGCUGAAGUUCUAUUAAAAUUGGCUUUUAGUUUAAAAAUUCAUGUAAUUGGGGUGACCUUUGAAAUUGAUCCAGAGUCAGAUUUUCGUUCAAUAUGUAACAGCAUGAAUGCAGCUCGUCGUCUGUUUAAUACUGCCAAAACCAUGGGCCUCAAUUUUAGCCUUUUGUACAUAAACGGAGAACGCAUAGGAAAUCCUGGGCACAACGACGAAUUGUACAAUUUUUCAAAAGAAGUGAGCAUGGCGAUUGAAGAAUACUUCCCAAACAGGAGGAUUAAAGUUAUAUUUGAAGAUGGAAGUUACUUUGUCCGUUCAGCCUUUAAAUUGGCGACCAGCGUUUUUGGAAUAAAAAUAAAGAAAGAAAUGUCUUUGGUUAAAUAUCACUACUAUAUGAAUCACAGUACAUUUCUAAGUUUGAAUAGCAUUGUAUAUUGGAACACGAAUACUUUUCCGCAGACACUUCAGAAAACCGUUAAAAGUGGAUUUCCCUCGGUCCUGUGGGGGCCUACUUGUGAUUCUAUCGAUGUAUUGCACAAUGACACGACCUUACCGAUACUCAAUUGUGGAGACUGGAUCGUCUUUAACAAUAUGGGGAGUUAUAGUUUAGUUUUAUCUACCAACUUUAACGGGUUUAGCAGUUUUUCUGCUUAUUAUUUGAUUAAUAAACAUAAUUGGAUCUUUCUGAACAAAAAUCCUUUCAAUGCAGUGGAUAUCAUAGAAGAUGACUACACCAAUAACCUUACGAACAAAAACAUUCAAUAGCUGUAUGAGGAUUUAAUAAUGAGCGAUGACGAUACAACGAUAGUCACAAGAUAUGGUCUUAUACUGGAUAGAAUAUUUUGUAACAUGUUAUGUGACCAACACUUAAUAAAAAAAUUACAGAUUU
This is a messenger RNA of Photinus pyralis (common eastern firefly), 1658 nucleotides long. RefSeq names its product ornithine decarboxylase 2-like. The record is from RefSeq and is a predicted model, not a curated record. The transcript is spliced from 8 exons. Bases 263 to 1534 code for a protein of 423 amino acids. Gene Ontology annotation, molecular function: ornithine decarboxylase activity. Lineage: Eukaryota; Metazoa; Arthropoda; Insecta; Coleoptera; Lampyridae. Gene Ontology annotation, cellular component: cytoplasm.